Mizuhopecten yessoensis (Yesso scallop) is the source of this 3852-nucleotide messenger RNA. Its product is annotated as gigaxonin-like. Lineage: Eukaryota; Metazoa; Mollusca; Bivalvia; Pectinida; Pectinidae. The record is from RefSeq and is a predicted model, not a curated record. The coding region runs from base 4 to 1857 and encodes 617 amino acids. The transcript is spliced from 5 exons. Gene Ontology annotation, molecular function: protein binding.
AAGAUGGCUGCCUCCAUGGAAGACGACCGACAGAGAAAGUUUUCCAGUGAGAGGCAUGCCAGAAAGAUUCUGAAUGCCCUGAACGAAAACAGAAAGCUCCAGCCUUUCUGUGACGGAACAGUUGUCAUAAGGGACAGUAGUAUCUAUGUACAGAAAAACGUUCUGGCAGCAGCUAGCCACUACUUCAGGCUAGUGUUCAACUAUGAGCCAGAUCCUGUGAAUCCCACAGCUCAGAACAAACAGGAAACCGUCAAUAUUACAUCCCUGGGGAUCAGUUUUGAAACAUUUGAGACCAUCCUAGAUUACAUCUACACAUCUGAAAUCAAAAUCAGUGAUGAAAACAUACAGGACAUCCUUCAGGCUGCUGAUCUUCUGUUGCUGGUUGACCUAAAAGAACUGUGCUGUGACUACCUUGAGCAGUGUAUCACUGCUCAGAACUGCCUGGGUAUCCGGGAGUUCUCCUCCAGGUUUUCUUGUCCCUGGAUACAUCUCAAGGCUUCUAUGUUUCUUGAUGAACAUUUUAGAGACAUCAGUCACUGUGAGGAGUACCUAAGACUGUCCCCAGAUUCUCUCAAGGAGGUGCUGUCCCAUGACACUCUGUCAAUCAAGUCGGAGGAGGAGGUCUUUAGUAGUAUAAUUAGAUGGGUCAAGUUUGACGAGGCCACUCGAAAAGUCUGUUUGGAGGAUUUAAUGUUGUCUUGUCUACGUGCUGAUCAGAUGGCUGAUACGUUCCUGCAGAAAUUGACUCGCAUGGACACUGGCUAUGACCCAGAUAUUCUUAGGAAAAUUGUUGCAAACGUUCGUAUGCUGAAACCAGACCAUAAAUGUCGCGGAUUUGCCAAGGUGUUGUUGGUGUCUGGUGGGGAGGGACAACCUAAUACGAAGAGUAACGAGCUGCAGAUAAAGGCCUGUGUACGGUGUAUUGUUCCCAGUAAGCGUGACAACCACACUAACGGUCAGUGGGUUGACCUUGCCAAUAUGACCACAAACAGAAUAGGACAUGGCAUUGUAGAAGUAGGUGGUUAUCUGUAUGCAGUGGGAGGACGUAAUAACAAAUGUCAGAUCCUCAACUCUGGUGAAAAGUAUGAUCCUUAUCAGAAUAAAUGGUUUCCAAUCGCUCCCAUGGAGCAUGCUAGAGUGGGAUUCGGUCUGGUUGCCAUUGACGACCAUAUUUACUCGAUAGGAGGCAGUAAUGAUAUGACAGACCCACUAACCUCUGGUGAGGUCUACAAUGUUCUCACCAACAAAUGGCGUCUGAUACCUGAGAUGAACUUAAAGCGAGUCUGGUCUUCAUUUGCAGCAGUAGAAAAGAAAAUUUAUGUGAUAGCAGGUGGUGCAAUAGGAAAACUUUUUGAAGCAGUGGAAUGUUAUGACACACGAACAGAAACAUGGACCUCAGUGUCUCCGAUGAGAGAACGGCGAUGUGACGCGCGGGCAGUUGCUGUUGACAAUGAUAUCUAUGUGUUUGGUGGAUUUAGACGUAUUGAGUGUCCAAGUGCCAUGCAUGGUGGCCACAGUGUAAAGUUUUGCGGGACCGAGAUCUACUCGACACGUAACGACUAUUGGGCUCAUGCCCAUACCCGAGGUGUCGGUUUGUGUACAAUGUCAGACGCAUCUCAGAUCUAUGGAGCAGUUUAUGAUGGAGAUGAGGUGUUGGUGAUAGGGGCACUAGAUGUAGGCGGAACAUACCACUGUGUCCGGGGGUUCAACUUUCACUCCAACAGCUGGCGAUGUGUGGUACAGAACCCUCCAGCUAUGCAACGUGGACAUUCUUCAACCAUGUUUAGAAUGCCGCUUCACCGACUCCGUAGCCUUCAGUGGGAUCAGGGCAAACUAACCUUCACAGACAUCAUGUGACAUCACCAGCCAUAGACAGACAUCAUGUGACAUCACCUAUCCCAUGAUAGACCGACAUCAUGUGACAAACCUAUCAUAGACAGACGUAAUGUGACAUCACCUAUCACAAACAGACAUAACGUGACAUCACUUAUCUCAGACAGACAUCAUGUGUGACAUCACCUGUCUCAGACAUCAUGUGACAUCACUUGUCUCAGACAGACAUCAUGUGAAUUGACCUGUCUCGGACAUACAUCUUUUGACAUCACUUGUCUCAGACAUACAUCAUGUGACAUCACCUGUCUCAGACAGACAUCAUGUGACUUGACCUGUCUUAGACAUUAGUUGACAUCACUAUUCUGAGACAGACAUCAUGUGACAUCACUUUUCUGAGACAGCCAUCAUGUGACUUCACCUAUUUAGACACACAUGUAUCAUCAACUAUCCUAGACAGACAUCAUGUGAUAUCACCUGUCUCAGAUAGACAUCAUGUGACUUGACCUGUCUCAGACAUACAUCAUGUGACAUCACCUAUCCUGAACAGACAUCAUGUGACAUCUCCUCUCCCAGACAGACAUCAGGUAACAUCAAAUGUCUAAGACAGACAUCAUGUGACAUCAGCUAUCAAAGACAUCUUUAAAACACAUUUAAUCACAUAGACAAAUUGAGAUCAUCUCUCAAAAACAGACUACCAAAAAGGCCCAAUUUUCAAACAAAAUAUUAAUGAAAUUUGUAAUUUUGGCUUUUGGAUCUUAAAAAAGUCUUGAUGACCUGAUAACCUGAGGUUUGCUUUACAGAAUGUUUUGAACAUUUUAAAAAACACAUGUUGUAAUGAUAGUCUGAGCUCUUUUAGCUAUAACAGCUUUAAUUAUGAUUGUGUUUUUGCACUAAACACAUUUUUUUGAGUGCACUUUGAUGCGCACAUUUACAGUAUGACAAAUUAUCAGGUUGACAAAAUAUUCAAAAUUUGAGUCAGAUUGGGGGGAAAUUGAAAUAGACAGGGAAUCAGUUUUGAUGUACAUGUAAAAUGAGUUGUUUACUGUAUAAGAUAUUUUUUUUCAUUAAUUGCAUAAUCUUUAUUUUAAUAAUUUAUGGUAACAUCAAAAUGCAACAUGAAAUGAAAUUUAUCACAGGCAAUUUUGACUAUCAUACAAUGUUUUAACCCCAUUAAAAAUAGAAACAUGGCCUUUAUGAGGAAGAUACAUUAUACGAUAAUCUUACUGCCUCACUACAUUACAAGACAAAUUAUACAGGCCUGUAACAUAAUCGUAUCUCAGAGAACGUGUCAAGGUCAAAUAGCAAAGGUUCAUUAUGUGUCAAGGUCAAAUGUCAAGUCUAGGUAUCAAUGUCAGGCAUUUAUAAAUAAAGUUUUCUAGUUCUAAUUUAACUCUUUAGUACAACUGAUGCUAUAUGCAUGUUUGCUUGCUCUCCCUGUUUAAGAAGGAGACUCCCAAUUUUGGACUCUAAUGCUUAAUAUUUUGAACCAAUUAAAUUGCUAUUUUUUUCCUUCAUUCCAAGAUCUGAUGAUUUCGUAUGAAAGAGCAACUUAAAAGAUGUCUUUUAAAAAUGUAAUUUUUCCCAAGGGGUAGUUUUAUUGUUACUUUCAAUUUUGGUUAUGCAGAAUCCUCUUAUGGAAAUUCAAAAGGUUGGAUAUUUUACAUAUGGCAUCAACAAAAUUAGCCUUCCAGACCUAAAAGCAAUGUCUAGCAACCAUAAAACAGUGUGUUGAAACAGUACCUUAGAUUUGGUAUAUUCUAGUCAUUCAAGUUCAUACUACCAUGGUAAAGGUUCAAGCUCUCAUGAUAUAAACAUCAUAUUAAAGACAGCAAAGUGCAAUUGAAAACAAAUAUUAGGUGUGACAAUAGCUACACAGGUUUGAAGGCAGCUGUCUAGUAGGUGACUAUUGUAUAUAAUUGUCUUUACCUGUCUAGUAGGUGACUAUUGUAUGUAAUUGUCUCACUUUACCUGUCUAGUAGGUGACUAUUGUAUAUAAUUGUCUCCCUUUACCUGUCUAGU